AUGCAAGAAACUGGCUUAUCAUUUACAUCAGCGUUGGCUAUCGGAGCAAAAUUUCACAAGAAUUGCUGCACAUAUCAUUUUGCAGCGCCAGCAUACUUUUACCCUGUGUAUCGAGAAAUCGAUGCAACAGUAAGUGAAUGCUUAGUUGACCCAAUGUUUACUUCAUUGGAAGAACUAAUUAACGAUGAUCCGGACGAAAGAGAUAUUGAGACUGCUGCAGAACUAAUCACGAGUCAUGGCAACACAUUACUGAAGAUCAGACCUGGCAAAUGUGAUAAUUUUAUCGUUGCAUUACGGACACAUCUUUGUGAGGGCGAUUUCAAACCUGCAACUCGACGACUGAUAUUGCAGAAAACAAAUGUUAUGUGGAAUGUUUGGUUAAAAUAUCCGCAUACAACGCAUUCUGAGGUAGAUGCUAAACUUCGUAAACGUUUUGAUAUUAAUUUAAGUAAAACUUUAUCAGUUUUUCAGGCCAUUGAUUCCUGGACUUAUAGAUGGGACAAUGAAAUAAUGCCUUUCUGUAUCAAACAAUUCUAUGAAUCGUCAAUAAAUUUCAUCGAAAAUCCCGUAGAAACAUCAAAAACGCUAUCAGAAAGCAGAUCAAAAAGGAAGGAAAGUAUUGUGUAG
This is a messenger RNA of Acanthocheilonema viteae, 627 nucleotides long. The record is from the annotation of a GenBank genome assembly. Lineage: Eukaryota; Metazoa; Nematoda; Chromadorea; Rhabditida; Onchocercidae.